This is a messenger RNA of Chelonus insularis, 3741 nucleotides long. RefSeq names its product small conductance calcium-activated potassium channel (gene SK). Gene Ontology annotation, cellular component: neuronal cell body; plasma membrane; neuron projection. NCBI's taxonomy places the organism in Eukaryota, Metazoa, Arthropoda, Insecta, Hymenoptera, Braconidae. The record is from RefSeq and is a predicted model, not a curated record. Bases 349 to 2241 code for a protein of 630 amino acids. Gene Ontology annotation, biological process: potassium ion transmembrane transport. Gene Ontology annotation, molecular function: small conductance calcium-activated potassium channel activity; calmodulin binding. The transcript is spliced from 9 exons.
AUUUUAUUCCUUCGAUAAUGUUUUAUCGAGAUAAUUCGCGAUUUAUAAAGAAACAAAUAAUAAGUGUGAGAAUGAAAAAAAAAUAUCUAUCGGUAGUUAAAUGAAGUGAGUAUUGAAAUAAAAAUGUUGAUAAAAAGAAAUAACACUAGAGGUAUUUACCUCGAUUAAAACUCAUUUUAAUUAUUCUUAAAAGUCAGCUAAUAGAUGGGAUUCAGUCACGAUGCUGAAUUUUAAGAAUCGAGUGUUUUGGUCUUUGAUGUUGGCAUUUUUCUUCAAAAGUGAUAGAGCUGUGUAUUUAUUGUCACAAUUCUGCGGAAGCCAGUAUCGACACUUUCGAUUCCUGGGGCGAUGAGAAGUAGCAGCGGGGCUGGGGGUGUACCAGGUAGUGGAGGAAGUGGUUGUGGUGGUGGUGUACUAGGAAGUGCCGAUGAUGCUGGUAUUGCUUUGGUUGGAGUGCACUCUGAGUAUCCUCGCUACAUGGACGAGCGUGGUCUCAGUGGUGGACCAAUCAAAGGUGCACCUUCAGGCAGUAUUGGCCCCGCAUCGAAACAUAAACCAAAUGUUGGCUAUCGCCUUGGUCGGCGGAAGGCCUUGUUUGAAAAAAGAAAACGAAUUAGCGAUUAUGCUCUUGUUAUGGGUAUGUUUGGAAUCAUUGUUAUGGUCAUUGAGAACGAACUGUCCAGCGCUGGAGUUUAUACAAAGGCCUCGUUCUACUCGACUGCACUUAAAACACUGAUCUCCGUGUCUACUGUGAUACUGCUUGGCCUCAUAUUUGCUUAUCAUGCCUUAGAAGUUCAGUUGUUCAUGAUCGAUAACUGUGCGGAUGAUUGGCGAAUUGCAAUGACGUGGCAACGAAUAUCCCAAAUAUCAAUAGAAUUAGCAAUAUGUGCAAUUCAUCCAAUACCUGGCGAAUAUUAUUUCCUGUGGACGACCAAACUAGCAAACAAAGGUGGUGACAUAGGAUCACAAUGGGUACCUUAUGAUGUUACUCUCUCACUUCCGAUGUUUUUACGCCUUUACCUCAUAUGUCGAGUGAUGCUGUUACAUUCAAAACUCUUUACUGAUGCCUCGUCACGAAGUAUAGGUGCCUUGAAUCGCAUCAAUUUCAAUACAAGAUUCGUUCUCAAAACACUGAUGACCAUUUGUCCGGGCACUGUAUUGCUAGUUUUUAUGGUAUCACUUUGGAUCAUUGCAUCAUGGACUCUACGACAAUGUGAAAGGUUUCAUGAUGAGGAGCAUGCAAAUUUACUCAACGCAAUGUGGCUUAUUGCUAUCACAUUCCUAAGCGUGGGAUUCGGUGAUAUCGUGCCUAAUACAUAUUGUGGACGAGGGAUAGCUGUAUCAACAGGGAUGAUGGGAGCGGGUUGUACAGCAUUACUCGUAGCAGUCGUUUCUAGAAAAUUGGAGCUUACGAGAGCAGAGAAGCAUGUUCAUAAUUUCAUGAUGGACACACAAUUAACAAAACGAUUAAAAAAUGCUGCAGCAAAUGUUUUACGAGAAACUUGGCUCAUUUACAAACAUACACGUUUAGUUAAACGAGUUAAUCCAGGUCGUGUACGGACACAUCAACGUAAAUUUCUUUUAGCCAUCUAUGCACUCAGGAAAGUUAAAAUGGACCAACGUAAAUUAAUGGAUAAUGCUAACACAAUAACUGAUAUGGCCAAGACACAAAAUACAGUUUACGAAAUAGUAUCAGACAUGAGCACUCGUCAAGAUGCAUUUGAGGAAAGGUUAGCAAGUUUAGAAGACAAGCUAACAGCAUUGCAAGAGCAACUGGAAAUAUUACCAGAAGCAUUGACUCGAUGUUUAGCGCAACAUGCAGAACGGAUGGAACAGCGACGAAACUUUCUACAUCCAGACACAGCUGUAGCAUUAGGAACAACACCAAGUAAUUGUGGUGGUUCAGGAAGUGGUCUUGGUAACAGUUUAAGUGUUGGAAUGACUGGGAAUAUAAACACAUCUGCUCAUCAUCCAUUGGGAAGCUUGUCUAAUUCUCCACUACUGCCACACUCACGCAGUGUACCAAAUGCACCAAGUACAGUAUCUCUACAUCCGUGGCCAGUUAGUCCAGUGUUACCGCCAGUUUCAAGUCGAACACCGCACUUGGUACCGGAAACAGGUAGUUCAAGACUACAACACAAUGUACCAACUACAACGCAAUCUACUACCAGGCUGACCACUCAGGCUGGCAUGGGAGGACUUGGGACCAGCCAAGGCUCAGAUUCAUCACCACAUAGCUGAGCCACGUCUUUGCAGCCGCAGCACUCUUACUAAACAAUUAGUUUAUGUUAUAGGUAGAAACACUCAUGACUUUUGAUGGUGAUUAUUACAAUCCUACUUACGAACUCGAUAAUUCAACUUAAUAGUGAAUGAAUGAUAUUCUUGAGAACGUAAAUAGAAAUACUCCAAUAGUUUUAAGAAUAGUCAUGAGAUAAAAAGAAUAAUUCAAAAUAGACUCAUCAAUUUGUAUUAUCACUACAUCGAAAGUCAUUGAUUCGUCCUUGCUGCGGUCUGCUCCCUGCCCAACUUGUGUGCCUGAAAACGUACUUAAUAAUUAAGAUAUCUCAUUUCAACUUAACCUAACUAUAACUAUCCGUCUUUCUCUCAAUCUCUCUUACAAAAUACUUGUAUUAAUAAACGAACGCCAGAAGUAAUUGAGAUUUUCAUACGAUAAACACUAAAGAAUGCGAUUUAAAAUGAAUACGGUUUUCCCAAAUCCGAGUCAAACUCUAUCUCUCACUUUUCGAGUUCUUUCAAGGAAAAACUCGGUAAUUGUACAGUUAAACCUUCACACCUUAAGGACGGUGGAGCGCAGAAAGUCACGAUGAGUGAGGAAGGUAUGAAGGUAAAAAUGUAUGACUACCAAAAACUCUAUCUAUCUUUACUUUGUCUUCUUUGCUACAUCGAUAUUCAUUUAAAAAAAACAAACAUCUUAUUUAUCAUUUCCUCAAACUAAUCAGUCUUGGACUAGUCUUAUUGUAAAAUGAUGGCCUUAAGGAAUAGAAUAUUGGUGCAAUUUUAUUAAAUAACAUUUUAUGUCAACGUUUCACACUACAUAGAAAUAUCGAUUAUGCUCAAAUUGCAUUCAAAAUAUUUUAUUUUUUAUUUUCACGGCGUGAUUAUGAGCUAUUGAGUUUAAUAAAAUGAAUACAAGAAAUAUCUUGUAGAAAAGAUUAUAUGCAAUCUUCAUUUAUUAAUAUUAUAUUUAAUGAAGAAUGCAAGGUGAUUUCAUUCGCUUUAACGUCCGUAGAUUAUAGAAAUUGCGAUAUCUAGUAACUUUACAAUUAUGUAUCUGUACAAAGAAUAUGGAAGAAGUAUAUAGUUAAGUAUUUCAUUAAUUAUUUAUUAAGUAAAAUAUCUUUUCAAUAAUUAUAUAAUAUCAUUUUAUAUGUGAAUAUAUUAUUGAUAUUUUUUCGCUUUAUUUUUAAUUAAAAAAAUUAGGGUCGAUAAGCUAAUUAAAUUGAUCUCUCUGUUACAUGAAGUAAAUGAAUGUGUAAAAAUUAUUCUGGAUUAAAUAAUAGGGGUAAAUUUUUACCCCAUAAAUGAUAAUUACGUAAUAAUGCAAUGAAUUAAAAAAAUAAUCACUUUAUACUCAAGGGUAAAAUUUUUCUUUAAUUUAUGUAAUAAUUUUUACCCCAAAAAUAUGUAAAAAUGAUAUUGGAUUAAUUUUUAGUCAAAAAUUCAUCUUAGUAUUCUAAUAGAAAUAUUAAAACUGAAUUAAUUAUUAAGUGAAUAAAUUAA